This is a messenger RNA of Cherax quadricarinatus, 5844 nucleotides long. NCBI's taxonomy places the organism in Eukaryota, Metazoa, Arthropoda, Malacostraca, Decapoda, Parastacidae. The record is from RefSeq and is a predicted model, not a curated record.
GGAACCCAGGAGGAGUCAGUGUAGUUAUACUUCACACAGGAAGCAGACUACCUCCCUUCUCGUCUUACACCUACACCUCUCUUCUCCAUCAACAAGGUUAUCUAUCUCCCGUGGCCGCAGUUCCAGUGACACUUGUAUUUGCAACACCAGCUGCUCCUGUAUCUGCAACACCAGUGACAGGUGUGGCUGCAUCAUCAGUAGCACGUGUGAGAGGAAUAUCAGUAGCACAUGUUGGAGGACCACCAGUAGCAUUUAUAGCCACAGUACCAGAAACUCCUGUGGACGCAUCAGUAUCUUCUGUGACCGCAACACAGUGACACCCGUGACCGUAACCAGUGGCAUAUUAGGCUGCAGUACCAGCAGUAGCACCCUGUGGCGGCAGUAAUACUAGUCACUUCUGUGGCCAAAAUUAAUUUCUACUGUCGAAACACUAACGUAUAUGGCCAUUACAGCUAUAACUGCCGUAAGAGUAGCUGCUGCCCAAGUACUGUCAGCAGCAGCAGCAAAACUCUUGACCAUAACAAUAUUUUAUUCUGUGUGAAGCGCUUAACUCGCAUGGGUCAUUCAGUAGUGGAGGCUCGAUUCUCCGUCCUCUAAUCACCAGUCACGCUACCUAAUUCUAUUUGCUUCUCAUCGUCAAAAUAAAUACAAGAUGUAUGGAUGGGCGUGGGCGUGGGCGUGCUUGAUGGUGCUGGGCGCCCACCUGCAGGCUCUUCCUUCACCACUGGAGAUGCGCCUCGCCUCGUCUUCAGCAGCUCGUUCUCCAGUGUACAUUGAUCAAGGCGGAGUUCGCUUUCACAUCGUUUGGGAGGACAACAACUCCCCAAGUGAGCAGAAUGCCGCAAGAGCACAGACGAAUGCCGCAAGAGCACAGACGAAUGCCGCAAGAGCACAGACGAAUGCCGCAAGAGCACAGACGAAUGCCGCAAGAGCACAGACGAAUGCCGCAAGAGCACAGACAAAUGCCGCAAGAACGCAGACGGAUGCCGCAAGGGUGCAGCAGAACUUGAGAGAGCGGAUCUUGAGGGAACACAACUUAAGAGAGCAGAACUUGAGAGAGCAAAUGUUGAGAGAACACAACUUAAGAGAGCAGAACUUGAGAGAACGGCUCUUGAGGGAGCAGAACUUAAGAGAGCAGAAACUGAAAGAACAAAAGAACCUGAGAGAGCAAAUCUUGAGAGAGCAGAACUUGAGAGAACAGAACUUAAGAGAGCAGAACUUGAGACGGCAGAACGUGUUAGAGCCCAACUUUAGACAACAGGACAGAGGAGAGCAGAUCUUGAGAGAACAUAAUUUGAGAGUGCAGAACGUGUUAGCGCACUAUGCCGCGGCAGCGCAGAAUAUCGCCAGGGAGCAGAACGCUGCCAGAGAACGGAACCUGAGAGAGCAGAACGCUGCCAGCGAGCAAAGCGCUGCAAGAGAGCGGAACUUGAGAGAGCAGAACGCUGCAAGAGAGCAGAAUUUGAGAGAGCAGAACCUGAGAGAGCAGAACGCUGCCAGAGAGCAAAGCGCUGCAAGAGAGCGGAACUUGAGAGAGCAGAACGCUGCAAGAGAGCAGAAUUUAAGAGAGCAGAACGCUGCCAGAGAGCGGAACCUGAGAGAGCAGAACGCUGCCAGAGAGCAAAAUGUUGCAAGAGAGUGGAACUUGAGAGAGCAGAACGCUGCAAGAGAGCACAAUUUGAGAGAGCAGAACCUGAGAGAGCAAAACGCCAUCAGAGAGCAGAACGCUGCAAGAGAGCAGAAUGCUGCAAGAGAGCAGAAUGUUGCAAGAGAGCGGAACUUGAAAGAGCAGAACGCUGCAAGAGAGCAGAACGCAGCCAGAGAGCAGAACGCUGCAAGAGAGCAGAACUUAAGAGAGCAGAACGCUGCAAGAGAGCGGAACUUAAGAGAGCAGAACGCUGCAAGAGAGCAGAACUUAAGAGAGCAGAACAUUGCCAGAGUGCAGAACGCUGCAAGAGAACAGACCUUAAGAGAGCAGAAUGCCCCGAGAGAUUUGAGAGUGCAGAACGUGUUAGCGCACUAUGCCGCGGCAGCGCAGAACAUCGCCAGGGAGCAGAACGCUGCCAGAGAACGGAACCUGAGAGAGCAGAACGCUGCCAGCGAGCAAAGCGCUGCAAGAGAGCGGAACUUAAGAGAGCAGAAUGCUGCAAGAGAGCGGAACUUAAGAGAGCAGAACGCUGCAAGAGAACAGACCUUAAGAGAGCAGAAUGCCCCGAGAGAGCAAAACGCUGCAAGGGAGCAGAACUUGAGAGAGCAGAACCUAAGAGAGCGAAUCAUGAGAGAGCAUAACUUGAGAGUGCAGAACUUGGGAGAGCAGAACGCUGCCAGAGAGCAGAACGCUGCAAGAGAGCGGAACUUGAGAGAGCAGAAUGCCGCGAGAGAGCAAGACGCCACAAGGGAGCUGAACAUGAGAGAGCAGAACCUAAGAGAACGAAUCAUGAGAGAGUAUAACUUAAGAGCACAGAACUUGGGAGAGCAGAACGCGAGGAGGCAGGUGCCCAGGGCCACCACCACAAGAGCAUCUCCCACCAUGGCUGCAGCAACACUCACACCAACCCCCAGGAGGUUAAGACGAUGGAGAUGGUGGGGUUCUCAGGACAAGAAGAGCGAGCAGGAGGUGACUGCGAGGUUGGCCACCACCACUACCAGAGCACCACCCUCCAUCACCACAGUCAUCCCCACCACUAUCAAACCCAGUAAAUGGAAGUCAUGGUUUUCGUCUGUGUCACAGAAGAUCUCCCAAGCUGCCAAGAAAAUCAAGACCGAUGCUUUAGACAUAAGAAGAUCGUAUGAUGUAAGCAUGGAAGCUGUUGCCAGAGCCUUCAUCACUGGAGGAAAUGCCACCAAACAAGGAAUUUUAAGUGCAAGUCACUCCAUUGAAAGGGGAGCAAAAAAAAUUCGCCUAGCUUUAAAAAAAGAAUUUAGGAAAAUACGUUUAAGAUUUUCUGGCUCUGGGGAGAAAUUUCGGAUUGUGACUAACCGUCUGAAGGAGAGACUGGAAGCUGGGGACGAGAGAGCAUUGGCCCUCAUGAAAAAGCUGGGCAUCAAAAUCAGGUUCUCUGGGAACAAGAUAAUAGGCUCUUCCGUAGCUAAUAAUUCCAUUCCGGUAAGCGAGAUGCUCCAGAAGGAAGGCCUUUUAGCCAACAAGUCUGCUGCUAUCUCCACUGUACCGGAGGAGGCUGAGAGUGGGGUACCGGCCACCCCAGAUGAAGACGAAGGCGAGCACACGGUAGUUACAGAAAAGGACAAAGAGGUUACAGAAGAGGACAAAGAGGUUACAGAAGAGGACAAGGUAGUUACAGAAGAGGACAAAGAGGUUACAGAAGAGGACAAGGUGGUUACAGAGAAGGCAUUACACUCAGCCGAGGCUACAGAAGAGGACAGGAUGUUUACAGAAGACAAGGUAGUUACAGAGGUGUUAUAUUCAUCUAAGACUACAGAAGACAAGGUAAUUACAGAUGUUUUCCGUCCAGCUGAGAGCUUCGAUACAAGCAAAUUCUCAACAGUAACCGCCAGACAACCAACUGAGACCACAGAGUACACUACUACUACUGAAAGUACAUCAUCCGCUACUGAAGCACUACUUACCACCACUGAAGCCUCACCAACCACUGAUGAAAUUAGAUCAACCACUAUUGAAACUAAAUUAACCACUACUCUGGCUAUACCACCCACUACCGAAGCUCAGCCAAAAUCUACUGGAGUUCUGUUAACCACUACUGAGCCUACAUCAAUCACUAAUGAAGCUACAGCCACAACUAAAGCUACACCAACCACUAGUGAAGCUACAUCAACCACAACUGAAGCAACAUCAACCACUGCUGAACCUAUAUCAACCACAACUGAAGCUAUAUCAACCACUACUAAAACUACAUCAACCACAACUGAAGCAACAGCAACGACUACUGAAGCUCUACCGAUCACAACUGAAGCUACAUCAACCACAACUGAAGCUACAUCAACCACAACUGAAGCUACAUCAACCACUACUGAAGCUACAUCAACCACAACUGAAGCUACAUCAACUACUACUAAAGUUAUAUCAACCACAACUGAAGCUACAUCAGCCACAACUGAAGCAACAUCAACCACUACUGAAGCUCUACCGAUCACAACUGAAGCAACAUCAACCACUACUGAAGCAACAUCAACCACUACUGAAGCAACACCAACCACUACUGAAGCAACAUCAACCACUACUGAAGCUACAUCAACCACUACUGAAGCAACAUCAACCACUACUGAAGCUCUACCGAUCACAACUGAAGCAACAUCAACCACUACUGAAGCAACAUCAACCCAUACUGAAGCAACAUCAACCACUACUGAAGCAACACCAACCACUACUGAAGCUACAUCAACCACUACUGAAGUAACAUCAACCACUACUGAAGCUCUACCGAUCACAACUGAAGCAACAUCAACCACUACUGAAGCAACAUCAACCACUACUGAAGCAACAUCAACCACUACUGAAGCAACAUCAACCACUACUGAAGCAACACCAACCACUACAGAAGCAACAUCAACCACUACUGAAGCUACAUCAACCACUACUGAAGCAACAUCAACCACUACUGAAGCUACAUCAACCACUACUGAAGCAACAUCAACCACUACUGAAACAACAUCAACCACUACUGAAGCUACAUCAACCACUACUAAAGCAACAUCAACCACUACUGAAACAUCAACCACUACUGAAGCUACAUCAACCACUACUGAAGCAACAUCAACCACUACUGAAGCAACAUCAACCGCUACUGAAGCAACAUCAACCACUACUGAAGCAACAUCAACCACUAUUGAAGCAACAUCAACCACUACUGAAGCAACAUCAACCGCUACUGAAGCAACAUCAACCACUACUCAACCCACGAUAGUGACAUCGGCACUGGUUUCAGAACAUUUAAGUACAGUCACAACCACCGCGCCCACAACCAUCACAACAAUUGUACACACUGUCACUACAACUCCCCAAACCAUCACCACACCUACAACCACCGCAGCACCCCCAAUUACUACCGUAAUACCCACAACCACAACACUCACAACCACCACUGCACCUUCAACUACUGCCACAGUACCCACAACCACUACAACACUCACAACUACAAUACCCACAACCACAACUCCCACAUCAACCACUACGACACCCACAACCACAACUUCCUCAACAACCACAACACCCCCAACCACAAUACCCACAACCACAGCUUCCCCAACAAUCAUUACAACACCCACAACCACAACAUCCCCAACCACAACUCCCCAACAACCACAAUACCCACAACCACAAACUCCCCCAACAAACCACAAUACCCACAACCACAACUCCCCCAACAACCACAUUAUCCACAACCACAAAACCCCGAAUAACCACAACCACCGCACCACCAGUACCAACUUGGAGAACCCAUGCACCAGCCAUUAUAGAUGAAGACUCUGGCCUUGACAAGCCCUUCCCUGCAGUGGUGGAAGAACCAGAUGCUACCAGAGAGGAACCAUACGAACCACCACCUUUCCCAGAUGUAUUCACCAACAGCAAGGUACAGGAACGCCUGAAGGCAUUUUAUGAUAAUGGAGACUUCAGCCAUGCUGAACUGGCCGAGAUUUUCAAUUUUGAUCCAGACAACUACGAGUAUAGUUACGACAUCUACUAACUGAAAAGUCGAAUUGUCUAUUUCUUAUGAGGCAAAUAACUCUCAUUAUCACUAAUUCUAACUUUAAUUAUUAUUAUAUAUUCAAGGAUAAGUACUAAACCCAUAAGGGUAAUAUAGCACUUGGAAAAUGGGAACCAAAAGCAGGUUUGAUCUGAGGAAAUUAUCCUACUGUUAACCACAA